This is a messenger RNA of Aureobasidium melanogenum CBS 110374, 1755 nucleotides long. Its product is annotated as MFS general substrate transporter. Bases 1 to 1755 code for a protein of 584 amino acids. Gene Ontology annotation, cellular component: membrane. Lineage: Eukaryota; Fungi; Ascomycota; Dothideomycetes; Dothideales; Saccotheciaceae. The transcript has 9 exons. The record is from RefSeq and is a predicted model, not a curated record. Gene Ontology annotation, biological process: transmembrane transport. Gene Ontology annotation, molecular function: transmembrane transporter activity.
AUGGCGGGUCUGACUUGGAUCAGAUUGCACCUCAAUCCGUGGUCCAAUGUGUCAAAAUUCGAAGAUGUCUCGGCCGCGGACAGACGCCAAUAUAUCCUCGAUUCCCUUGAACAUUCAAGACGAAGGGAAUGGUUGUGGGUUGUCGUUGUGGCUGGGGUUGGCUUCUUGACAGACGCCUACAAUAUCUUCGCCAUCAACCUUGUCAUGCCUUUGAUAGGGCAUAUCUACUAUCCAAGCUCGGAGCGGGUUUACUCUCCAACCUCGACACCUGUGCGCGGUGUGGUGCCCAAAGAAUAUGCAGUUGCUAUAAAUAUUGCAACUUUAGGAGGAAGCAUACUAGGCCAGUUAGGCUUCGGGCUUGUUGGAGACUGGUUGGGUCGAAGAAAGGCUUAUGGCCUUGAGCUGAUGAUCACAGUUGCUGCUGCCCUGGGAUCGGCCAUGGCCUCGAACGGCAUCAACGGAUCCAUGUCACUGAUUGGGUGGCUCAUAUUCUGGCGCCUGAUUAUGGGCAUUGGCAUCGGAGCUGACUACCCACUGAGUGCCGUCCUGUGCUCUGAGAUGGCGCCGACCAGGCUUCGCGGCAGAAUGUUGACCGCUGUCUUCAUGUGUCAGCCACUCGGUCAGCUUCUUGCUACAUUGGUCCCUUUGAUCGCCGUAUACGCCGCUCGUAAUUCGAUACCCCACGACUCACAAGUGUGUGAAGGAGAAUGCCUGAAGACCCUGGAUGUCAUAUGGCGUCUGGUUCUUGGGCUUGGAGCGGUACCUGCCGCUGCUUCCCUCUGGUUCCGUCUAACUAUUAUCGAGAGUCCAAGAUAUACCGUUGACAUCGUAAGAGACGACCAUCAAGCAGCCGUCGAUGUCAACCGUUACUUCUAUUCGGGUGACCACUUCUCGACUCGAAGCCGUGUUUCCUUCCAGCAAGAUCACGAAGAUGAGAUAAAUUCAGAAGAAGUCAAUAAUCCGAUUUUUCCUCUUUCGGUUAUGGAUACCGAAGAAGUGCACCAACCGCCUCAAGCCUCUUGGAUAGAUGUUAAAGACUAUUUUUGGCACCAGGGGAACUACCGCACAUUGGUCGCGACAUCACUGACAUGGCUAUCACUCGAUCUUGCGUUCUACGGACUUGGCAUGAAUGAUUAUACCACUCUUGAGAUAAUAUGGGCAAACAACGAUGGCAGCCCUCCAGAAACAUCGUUAUAUCAAUCUUUACUAGGAAACGCCUGGCAGAGCUUGCUAAUCGUAUCGCUUGGAGCCAUACUCGGAAACCUUAUCACAUUCGUGUCGAUCAAUCGCCUAGGACGGAGAGUCAUUCAAAUCAAUGGCUUCUUCUGGUUAUUCGUCCUAUUUCUUGUGAUUGGUACAAGCUACCGUACGUUGAUGAAAACCUACAGAUCACCUGUGAUUGUCGUACUGUACAUCCUAACACAGAUUUUCUUCAACUUUGGACCAAAUACUACUACGUACAUCAUUCCAGCUGAAGUGUUUCCCACUCGCUACCGAGCGACGGCUCACGGCAUCAGUGCCGCUUUCGGCAAGCUAGGAGCUGUGUUAUCUCAAUGCAUCCUCGGGUGGCUCCACGGCAGUAUACAUACUGACAAGACAUAUCUACUUACUUAUUCUUGUAUCCAUAGCUUCUCGGCGUUCAUGCUCAUUGGGCUUGUCUUAACGGUAUACUGGAUUCCUCGCUCACGCGACAAGAACGGACAAACUUUGACAUUGGAAGAACUUGCACUCGGUCGUGCUGCCAAGUCGAAGUAG